AUGGCGACCAAGCCGGUCACCGUCGGCGACCUCAUCCACCGCGUCGCCUCCUCCUGCCUAUCCAACCGCCUGCCCUGCAACUACACCCUCCGCGACUCCGUCGACAACGACCUGGACGACGACGACGACCCCUUUGCCGAUGCCGUCUCCAGCAGCGAGAAAUGCCGACGGUCCCUGUCCGCUGCGGAGGCGGAGGAAAUCAAGGAAGAGGAGGAGGAGGAGAAGCUCAAGAUCUGUGAGGAGGGGGAGCAGGAGAAGGAGAGGCUGGCCGCCAUGGCCAAGGGCGCCGAGCACGCCUGCGACGCGAACGCGCUGAUGGCGGAGGUGUUCGACGUGUCUCUGGGUGCGCCGUUCCUACGCCGCGCUCUAGGGCGCGCCUGCCCCUAG
Miscanthus lutarioriparius is the source of this 387-nucleotide messenger RNA. Lineage: Eukaryota; Viridiplantae; Streptophyta; Magnoliopsida; Poales; Poaceae. The record is from the annotation of a GenBank genome assembly.